Molecule: messenger RNA, 1124 nt
Organism: Photinus pyralis (common eastern firefly)
Lineage: Eukaryota; Metazoa; Arthropoda; Insecta; Coleoptera; Lampyridae
Gene: or
Product: AP-3 complex subunit sigma-1
Exons: 4
Coding region: 121-696 (191 amino acids)
Biological process (GO): intracellular protein transport; Golgi to vacuole transport
Cellular component (GO): intracellular membrane-bounded organelle; membrane coat; AP-3 adaptor complex
Source: RefSeq, a predicted model, not a curated record
AACCACAGUCAUUCAUUUUUCGCCAGUUCCCUUUUCAGUAAGGAAUAAUAUGAGAAAACUAGCAUGUCCUUAAGGAAUAAAAAACACUUCUUUUAAAGCAUUUGAAAAAUUGUAUACACAAUGAUAAAGGCAAUUUUAGUUUUUAACAAUCAUGGUAAACCAAGGUUAUCGAAAUUUUAUCAUUACUUUAGUGAAGACAUGCAGCAACAAAUAGUUAAAGAGACUUUUCAAUUGGUUUCUAAACGAGAUGAUAAUGUGUGCAAUUUUCUAGAAGGUGGAAGUUUAAUUGGUGGUAGCGAUUAUAAACUAAUAUAUAGACAUUAUGCUACUCUAUAUUUUGUCUUUUGUGUUGAUUCAUCGGAGAGCGAGUUGGGAAUUUUAGAUUUGAUUCAAGUUUUUGUUGAAACGUUAGAUAAGUGUUUUGAAAAUGUUUGUGAAUUGGAUUUGAUUUUCCAUGUGGACAAGGUUCACUACAUAUUAAACGAAUUGGUAAUGGGUGGAAUGGUUUUAGAAACGAAUAUGACUGAAAUUUUAACUAGAAUAGACGAUCAAAAUAAGUUAGAGAAACAAGAGGCCGGUAUUACUGCAGCACCUGCAAGGGCAGUUUCAGCGGUCAAGAAUAUGAAUAUUCCACAACAAAUAAAAGAUAUGAAGCUACCUGACAUUCCGCAGGCUAUUAAGGAUCUCAAGUUCUGACCUCCAAUACCUCCAUAUUUCCAAAGCAUAAGUUUACCACGAUGUCCUGCCCCUGACUGCAAAUCACUUAUGGAUGAACCAUCAUUUACAAAGUAUACAUAAUCAUGUACGGAGCUGCUAACUAGUGCCUCAAUUUUACUGAUUUACAUUGUCUAGAACCCAUCGGUAUUUGAGACAUACGAAAUGUGCUUAGAUUUAUAAUGUAAGGGAAUUUAAUUUAGAUAUCCUCUCUGUUACUGUUCUCUACAUGGAAUGAUUUAUGUAAAUUGAAAAACUUUUACCCAGUAACACAAUAGUGGUUACCAAAACUAGGGAGCAGUGAAUAAAAUUAUUCUAUUUAAAUAUUUAUGCCUUUAAACUUGGCGCAUAAUGACUGUGUAACACUCAUUUAUAUUUUGGAAUUAUUAAUACAAAUAUUGUCAUAUUUA